Messenger RNA from Thamnophis sirtalis, 1197 nucleotides. It is a transcript of the gene SNRPG, whose product is annotated as small nuclear ribonucleoprotein polypeptide G. NCBI's taxonomy places the organism in Eukaryota, Metazoa, Chordata, Lepidosauria, Squamata, Natricidae. The record is from RefSeq and is a predicted model, not a curated record. Gene Ontology annotation, molecular function: RNA binding. Gene Ontology annotation, biological process: mRNA splicing, via spliceosome; spliceosomal snRNP assembly. Gene Ontology annotation, cellular component: U2-type prespliceosome; P granule; SMN-Sm protein complex.
ACGUCCCACCGCAGCGGAGACCUGUAGACGCUUCGCCAGGCGGUCGUCUUGGAAGAGGCAGGAUGAGCAAAGCGCACCCGCCGGAGCUGAAGAAGUUUAUGGACAAGAAGCUAUCAUUAAAACUAAAUGGAGGUCGACAUGUUCAAGGAAUAUUACGAGGUUUUGACCCAUUCAUGAAUUUGGUGAUAGAUGAGUGUGUGGAAAUGGCACCUGGUGGACAACAGAACAACAUAGGGAUGGUGGUAAUACGAGGAAACAGCAUCAUUAUGCUAGAAGCCCUGGAACGAGUAUAAAAAAUGAAGUACUUGCUGUUACUACAGUGUGCGGAAAUUUUAUUAUUAUUGGUUCUACAGGAUCAUUCCAUGUUUACAUUUUUUUAAAAAAUAAAUUCUUAAAAGUUGGUAUAACUUGCUUCACAACUUCAAAAAAUUAAUUUGGGAAUAUAUGAAAUUUGAAAAAAUGACUUUAAAUCCAUGUACAUGAAUGGAGAUAGGAUAAUAUUAGUGUUCCACAUAACACUAAUGGCCUAAUAAACAAGUGAACAAAACAAUUCCAAACAAGUUGAAUAAGAAAUGAACCUAUGCUGGCAAUAAGCCAGCGUCCUAAACAUUCAAGAUCCUGUUUUAUGACUUUUGAGAAGUCCUUGACUUAGGACCAGUUGUUAAUCAUUUUGAAAGUACAACUGCUUGUAAAGGGGCUGUCAUAAAAUGUUUUGCUUUGGUCCUAUGAUUGUGAUCUGGGUGUUGGCAACCUGGUCACACAACCGUUGCCAAGCACCCUGCAGUCAUGUGAUAGAAAGGGAGUGGGGGGAGACACACACACACACACACAAGUCCCUCAUACAACCACAAGGCAGGCAUAUCCCUUCACCAACCUGCUCCCCACCCCCCAGCAUUACAAAGUGUGUAUAUUUAGACUGCUAAAUUGGCCACGCCUACCCAGUCACGACCACCUAGCCACACACUUCCAGCCCUUCCCAUCAGUCUGAGGAACCGUGAAUUGGCCCCUUGUUUAAAAAGUUUGAGGUCACCUGACCUGUAUAAUCACUUAAUGAUUGCUGCUAAUUAGAGCCAGGAUUGCAGUCAUUAAAGUGAUCAUGUGGAUGUCUUGCUUAAUGACCACUUUGCUCAACAACUGAGAAUUUGGUCCUCCAAAUGGUAGCCGUAAUUCAACUUGAACCUCCCAUAAUGUAAUCCU